CUCCGCACAGUCUCUCUCUCUCUCCUCCUCGCUUCUCUCUCUUUCUGCACUCUUGAGACGCGAGAAUGAGCAAGAAUAGUAAGACGGCAGCUGUUUCCUACUUCCGUUCUCGUUGAUUUCUCUCCCUCAUUUAUGACUCUGAGCUCUGUCUUCUGCUUCUCCUGCUGACCCCUUUCUUUCUCUAGAAACAUUUGCACGGUUAGAGGAGAGGAGGAGGAGAGGGAAGUUCAAGAAGCUAGGGUUUCCGAGUAAUCGUCCGGGGAUUUAACUGCGCGGUUUCCUUAUCUGGACCCGUCCACCAAUCCGCUCCGAGCCUAGGGUCUCCCAUUCUUGCGAAAGAAGGAAGCUUUCGAGCCUCUCGCUUUCUCUGCACCGUGUGUUGGCGUUUUCUGCGUUAAAGAAGAGAAGAGGAGAGAUAAAAGAGUGGAAAAGAGAUAAAGCUAGGCAUCGACUUCGGGGCUCCUCCUCCCGAUCCGAGCCCUAAAAUUCGGAUCUUGGGUGGUUCGGGUAGGUUUUUCGCGUUUACAGUGUCGAGAGAGGGAGGGACAGCUCCUGCAUGGACGGGAGAGAUGCCAUGGCCAUCUCCGGCCCAUCCUCGUAUUACAUGGCGCAUAGAGGAAUUCCUGGUCCCGGUGCUGGUUCGCAGCCUGGGCUGCAUGGAGCGACGCAGCCCGGGGUUCGGUCGAUGCUAAACCCCGGCUCGAGUCUGGCCGUGCCGUCCUCCGGGGUUAGUUCAGCAGCGUUUCAGGUGGAGUCUCCGCCAGCGGUCUCAUCCCACGGCGGCGGCGGCGGAGGCGGAGGUGGUGGCCAGGGCGAAGGAGGCAGCCAGGUGGAGCCGGUAAAGAGGAAGAGGGGAAGGCCGAGAAAGUAUGGGCCAGACGGGAGUGUAGCUCUGGCUCUCUCGCCUAUUUCGUCGUCCGCUCUUCCAGACACAGUGAUUGGGUCAGGGUCUGGCGCUCCUGCGCAGAAGCGGGGAAGAGGGCGGCCGCCCGGCACUGGAAGGAAGCAGCAGUUAGCAUCAUUGGGUGAAUGGGUUGCCGGUUCAGCUGGAAUGGGUUUUACACCACAUGUCAUAACAAUUGCAGAAGGAGAGGACAUUGCUGCAAAAAUUAUGUCAUUUUCACAGCAGGGACCAAGGGCUGUCUGUAUCCUCUCAGCAAAUGGUGCUGUGUCUGCUGUGACCCUUCGGCAAUCUGCAACUUCUGGCGGCACAGUCACUUAUGAGAAUUUUGAACUUGACCAGGGCCGUUUCGAAAUACUCUGCUUGUCUGGCUCGUACAUGCUGACUGACAAUGGUGGAUCCCGUAGCAGAACUGGUGGACUGAGCAUUUCACUUUCGAGUCCUGAUGGCCGGGUAAUUGGCGGUGGUGUGGCAGGGCUGCUCAUAGCUGCAACCCCUGUACAGGUAAUUGUAGGAAGCUUUAUUUAUGCUGGAUCAAAAGCAAAGAACAAAGCAAAACUCAGCAAUGAAACAGGUGCUGAAUCCGAACUUCAUCAGGUUGGGGAUAAGCAAAGUACUCCAUACAGUGCGCUUACCAGUCAAAAUCUUACCCCUUCUCUGGUCAUGGCGGGAUGGCCCGGUUCGAGGCAGUUGGAUAUAAGGAAUGCCCACAUUGAUAUCGACUUGACACGAGGAUAGCUUGUAAUUGUUUACUCAAGUCAAAAUGGUGUUUAUAUGGGUCAUCAAGUAGUGACUUGAACAACCACAGGUAGCAACAUUCCAUGAGACCUGCAGAACUCACAUUAUUUGCCUGUUUAAUCUAUCUUAUGCUAACAUGCUACGACCUCCAGAUAUCACCCCUCUGAUGCUUGCCAGAAGUGUUUGUGUUUUUGACUUAAAACUUCUGUAUUCAAAGAAUCUGGGCUGUGUAUCUGCUUAAACUGGCAAUGACAUGUUAUGCUUUGUCAUGCUGCUACUUGUGAUGGAUUGGGUCUGUGCUGUCAAUGUGUUGUCGAAAGAGACUUUCCAGCUUAAGUAGCUAUUUCUGAUGAUGAUGAUGAUGA
Molecule: messenger RNA, 2004 nt
Organism: Musa acuminata AAA Group (dessert banana)
Lineage: Eukaryota; Viridiplantae; Streptophyta; Magnoliopsida; Zingiberales; Musaceae
Product: AT-hook motif nuclear-localized protein 9-like
Exons: 6
Coding region: 557-1639 (360 amino acids)
Molecular function (GO): minor groove of adenine-thymine-rich DNA binding
Source: RefSeq, a predicted model, not a curated record